AUGAAAUUAUUAACACUUACAUUAUUCUUGGUGCUCAUCGCUGUAGUUUUAUCUAUUCCUCAAAGAGGACCACCAGGUAGAGGUCCUCCUGGACGUGGACCACCUGGUGGCAGACCUGGAGGGCCAGGUCGUCCUGGUGGUCCUGGAGGUCCUGGUGGUCCUGGAGGCCCUGGCGGUCCUGGAAGACCACCUAGACCACCACGUCCAAGCUCAACCACAACCGCUGAGGCAUCUUCGUCAGAGGCAUCUACCACUACUGAAAGCGAUAGCACUACUGUCACCGAGGAUGACGGAGAUAUUGUAACUGAAGAAUAA
Messenger RNA from Teleopsis dalmanni, 315 nucleotides. Its product is annotated as translation initiation factor IF-2-like. The record is from RefSeq and is a predicted model, not a curated record. NCBI's taxonomy places the organism in Eukaryota, Metazoa, Arthropoda, Insecta, Diptera, Diopsidae. The coding region runs from base 1 to 315 and encodes 104 amino acids. The transcript has a single exon.